CCACACAGACAGAGAAGAGAAGUGCAUCAGGAGUCGCACAAGCAACGCAGCCCUGUAUUUAAAAGAAGUCCUGACAUCACAAAGUCUCCACUCACAAAGUCAGAGCAGCUCCUCAGAAUAGAUGAUCAUGAUUUCACCAUGAGACCUGGAUGUGGGGGUCCUGCAAUUCCGGUGGGAGUUGAUGUACAAGUGGAAAGUUUAGACAGUAUUUCAGAGGUUGAUAUGGACUUCACUAUGACUUUGUAUCUCAGACACUACUGGAAAGACGAGCGCUUGUCCUUCCCCAGUUCCAACAAUCAGAGUAUGACAUUUGAUGGCCGACUAGUCAAAAAGAUUUGGGUUCCUGACAUGUUUUUUGUUCAUUCCAAGAGAUCCUUUAUUCAUGAUACCACAACAGAUAAUAUUAUGCUGAGGGUUCAACCUGAUGGAAAAGUGUUGUACAGUCUCAGGGUGACAAUGACAGCAAUGUGCAAUAUGGAUUUUAGCCGUUUUCCUCUUGACACCCAGUCCUGUUCUUUAGAGAUUGAAAGCUAUGCAUACACGGAAGAUGAUCUUAUGUUAUAUUGGAAGAAUGGUAAUGAAUCAUUAAAAACCGAUGACAGAAUUUCAUUGUCACAAUUCCUUAUUCAGGCAUUUCACACAACUACAAGGCUUGCUUUCUAUAGCAGCACAGGCUGGUACAAUCGCCUGUACAUCAACUUUACAUUACGGCGCCACAUCUUCUUCUUCCUUCUGCAAACAUACUUCCCAGCAACUCUGAUGGUGAUGCUCUCUUGGGUGUCUUUCUGGAUUGAUCGCAGAGCAGUCCCUGCCAGAGUUCCCUUAUGUAUAACCACGGUGUUGACCAUGUCUACCAUCAUAACGGGAGUAAAUGCCUCCAUGCCCAGAGUCUCAUACAUCAAAGCCGUGGACAUUUAUUUGUGGGUUAGUUUUGUGUUUGUCUUUCUAUCGGUGCUGGAAUAUGCAGCCGUGAAUUAUUUGACCACUGUGCAAGAGAGGAAAGAAAGGAAAAUGCGGGAAAAGUAUCCUUGUACCUGUGGAGUACCACAACCACGUUCCAUGAUGGACAGCAGCUAUAGUGAUGGUGAAGUCAACAACCUUGGCAAUUACGUGUCAGAAAAUGGAGAAGACAGGAUCAUGGUGCAGCUAGCUCUCAAUGCAGAAAGAAACUCAAACAGAAGGAAGAGUCACCGGGCAUAUGUCGGCAUGCGCAUUGACACACAUGCUAUUGACAAGUAUUCAAGAUUGAUAUUUCCAGCAUCAUACAUUCUAUUUAACCUGAUAUACUGGUGCAUUUUCUUUUAAGCACGUAUUCUAAAAGACUGUUGCACUGGACUUUCUGCACUGGAAUUCUCGUAUAUAUUACUGUACAUAUUCAAUGUACAACAAGAACAGGGAGAUUUCAUUUUGUGCUGCUUCAUCCAUGCAGUACUCUGUCUUCUUUAAUUGACUUUUACUUUAAUAUCGCACAUAAUGUAUUACUUUUUUAGUAGAUAUGUGACACACCAAUGCUUAGUCAAGGAAACUAUUUGUCCGGAGCUGUAUUGCACAGCACACAGUGGAACUGGCUUUUAUUUGCCCAACAACUGCUUGUCCUCUGCUCCUUUCAUCGUGCCCUGUAAGAUAGAUUUUCAUUUUGCACCUACAGUAUAUGACCAGGUCUUCUAUGAAAGUACAUAUUUAUGACAUGUCAAUAAAGUCAAAUACUCAGAGCCUUUUUGGAUAGAAGUAACCUGGUUCCUUAGAAUACCUCCAAAAAGAAUACCUCCAUUGGGAUAUCAUAGACAUGCAUAUACAUGGAAAAACAGCAAUAUUUGUGAGUUCCUCCAAAAAGUCAACCAAGGGGUAGUUAAAAAUAUAAAAAGCAUUUAUUGGGACAUUAGAGGUAAAAGCCUAACGCAUUUCGUGCCAUAGUUUACUUGCUGUUUUUCCAUGUAUAUGCACCCACGAAAUGGGGUGAACUGUGAGUAUAUCCUCCUCUCUACAAUAUAUUUUUUGUUCUCUAACUAUUCAAUUCACAUCCACUGUGGUAGGUCCUACACUGGCUUUGUGCACCAAUUCAUUUAGUUGUCCUUAGAAUACCGUCAAGUUAUUCCAACCAACUGAACCUACCACCAAGUAAAUAUAUGAAAUAGAAAUGUGUGAUGUGGGUGUAGGUUAUCACUUGAAAGUUAAAGUCAAUAUAAACUCAUCUGUCCAACAUUACACAAAGAAGCAGAUGCUGUUUACUGGGCAAUAAAAUAAUCCAUACAGAAUUAUAACUCAAAUUCUAUUCUAAUUGACACUGAUAUACCAU
Messenger RNA from Xenopus laevis (African clawed frog), 2296 nucleotides. It is a transcript of the gene gabrr1.L, whose product is annotated as gamma-aminobutyric acid receptor subunit rho-1. The transcript has 9 exons. Lineage: Eukaryota; Metazoa; Chordata; Amphibia; Anura; Pipidae. Bases 139 to 1305 code for a protein of 388 amino acids. The record is from RefSeq and is a predicted model, not a curated record.